Molecule: messenger RNA, 1776 nt
Organism: Pimephales promelas (fathead minnow)
Lineage: Eukaryota; Metazoa; Chordata; Actinopteri; Cypriniformes; Leuciscidae
Gene: jmjd4
Product: jumonji domain containing 4
Biological process (GO): positive regulation of translational termination; protein hydroxylation
Cellular component (GO): cytoplasm; nucleus
Molecular function (GO): 2-oxoglutarate-dependent dioxygenase activity; sequence-specific DNA binding
Source: RefSeq, a predicted model, not a curated record
AAACCGGUCACUGGAAAGGAAUGAGGCUGUUGAAAUGUGUUGGCAUUAUCUUGAACUUAUAAUGUAUAAUAAUGGAAUAACGUUUUUAAUUUUGUUUUUAAUGGAAUAUCGUGCGGAAAUGUUAAUGUUAGUGAAUAAACAAGGCUGAGCUCCUUUCUGAGAUGUCAUGGAUAGGGAAACCUUUCAUAAUUGCUGCAGUUUGGCCAAAAUGCCCAGGCAGAUCCAUCAACAGCACUGCUCCUCUUAUUUCAUUGAGUACAUAGAGAGAGAAACACCUUACUUUAAAUUCUUCAAGAAGUAUCUGAUUCCGAAUCAACCAUGCAUGUUCUCCAAAAAAUUCACAGAAGAUUGGAACUGCAGAAAAAAUUGGGUCACGGUUGAUGGAAAACCAAAUUUACAAAGACUUCUGCGUGAAUUUGAUGAGACUCCUGUUCCUGUUGCAAACUGCAGUGCAAAAGAAUAUAAUUCCAACCCAAAGCAGAUCAUGCCUUUUAAGGAGUUUAUCCAGUACUGGAGGGAGUACAUACAGAAUGGGCAUUCUUCACCCAAAGGAUGUCUUUACUUAAAGGACUGGCAUAUGCAGAGGAACUUCCCUGAGCAUAAUACUUACAAGAACCCAAUUUACUUCUCCUCUGAUUGGUUGAAUGAAUAUUGGGACACAUCUGAAGUGGAUGAUUAUCGUUUUGUCUACAUGGGACCUAAGGGGUCAUGGACACCUUUCCAUGCAGAUGUAUUUCGCUCUUACAGUUGGUCUGCCAACAUCUGUGGACGCAAGAAAUGGCUUCUGUACCCUCCAGGCCAAGAGGAGUUCCUCCGGGACUGUCAUGGUAACUUAGCCUAUGAUGUAACAGCACCCGUACUUCAAGACAAAGGGCUGUAUGCACAGUUUGAAGAGGCCUGUCAGCCUUUAGAGAUCAUUCAAGAAGCUGGGGAGAUAAUCUUUGUACCUAGUGGUUGGCAUCAUCAAGUUUACAAUUUGGAGGAUACCAUUUCCAUCAACCAUAACUGGCUGAAUGGCUGUAAUUUGGACAUCAUGUGGCAGUUCCUGCAAGAUGAACUUUCUUCUGUCCAGAGAGAAAUUGAGGAAUGGCGUGAUACUAUGGACACCUGGCAUCAGCAUUGUCAGAAAACAAAGGAGAAAAUGAGAACAGAAGAAAAUGGCACCCGUCUCCCUACUGCUCCUUCACUCAUUAGUGGAUAAAUGACAACAUUAAGGACACUCGACUAGCAAUGUCUCAACACUCUCACCCUCUUGGGAAUCCUGCUUUAAUACUGGCUCUUCUUGACAUUGACGUGGAGCAGCUUGCAGAUUCCAUCACUAGAUUUAGGAGAGGGAGGAGCACAGAAAACCAGACAAAACAUAGAACAAAAACUACAACUCCCAGUUGGGUCAUUGACAGCACACACAGUACAAAGAAUGACAAGUUCUCCAUAAUUAUAGAAUACAAAUGUCACAGUGUCUGGUUUGUGUUAUCCACUAGACUAGGUCCUCUUCCCCACGGUGUAAUCCUUUCAUGUCAUCCUGCAUUCCCCUCAAUCCUUGUCUGUACCAAUCACUGUUCAUUGCACUCAGCUGUUCCCCAUAAUCAUUGUACCCAGCUGUUCCUUGUUUGUUCUUUGUUAGAUCUGUGUGUAUAUAUUCCCUGUCUGUGUCAGUAUGUGUUAUGGAGUCGUUGUUAUAUGUCACACCAACCUAUCCAGCGGUAUGUUUAGUAAUAUCAGAGAAUGUCUAAUUGAAGAGAAUUGGCACUGGCUGGUUACUUCCGGGUUCUGGAC